AGCGUUGUGACCCCGCCCCUCCAGGAAGUGUGUGAAGAUGUCGCCGUGCCGGGCGCUGUGCUCCGCGCUGGUGCUCAGUGGUUUGCUGUGCGCUCCGGUAAUGGGGGAGCCGGAGAUCCGGCGAUCAGCUGACCACAAACCUGUCCGCCUCUUCACCGAGGAUGACCUGGCCAAAUACAACGGGGAGCAGGAGGAUCAGCCGAUUUAUAUGGCAGUGAAGGGCACGGUGUUCGAUGUUUCAGCUGGAAAAGACUUCUAUGGGAAGGGAGCUUCAUACAACGCACUGGCAGGAAAAGACGCCAGUCGGGGUGUUGCCAAAAUGUCUCUUGAUCCAGAAGACCUCACCUAUGACACGACCGGCCUCACUGAGGAGCAGCUAAAGUCUUUGGAUGAUAUAUUUGAGAGCGUGUACAAGAAAAAGUACCCCAUUGUUGGCUACACCGCCAGACGGAUCCUGAACGAUGAUGGGAGCCCCAAUUCAAACUUUAAGCCUGAGGCUCAGCCACAUUUUGCGAUCAAAGAUGAAUUUUGAUGUAACGUUUUCAUUGGGCAAUCAGAUAACCUUAGAAAGAAAACUUAUGGGGAACUUUUGUUUCUCUUGUGAAGGUUUUUACAGCAAACCAUCUUUUCUAACCUUAAA
Molecule: messenger RNA, 640 nt
Organism: Rana temporaria (common frog)
Lineage: Eukaryota; Metazoa; Chordata; Amphibia; Anura; Ranidae
Gene: NENF
Product: neudesin neurotrophic factor
Exons: 4
Coding region: 38-532 (164 amino acids)
Cellular component (GO): endomembrane system; membrane
Source: RefSeq, a predicted model, not a curated record